AUUUUGUCAGCGACACGAAAAACAUACUUAUUUUUAGAAAUGGAAACCACAACUACAUAAUGUUGGCAUCUCGUGGCUCUGCUCCGCGGCUUAGCUAUUGGAUAAUAUGCGUUCGAUCGAUGAUAUUCGGGCGUUGUUGAUACCUCAGUCUUUUCUUCAGCCAAUUUCUUGAUCGUAGUACUUAAUAAAUACGGGGAAGGAAAAAUAUGGCAGAAACAACCGCAGCAAAUGACCCGGAGGUAAGUAUUUCUGCUGAACGUUUUUCUUUUCUUUUUUGAAAUGCAGUGGCCCAGAAGUUAGGUGGACUAGGACGAGUAUCAUAUGUUUGAAAGCACGUUUUGUUUGUCCUUUUGGAGGACAUGACCCUCUAUAUCAGGUAGCGCAAACCGCACCGCCGGAACAAAAGCAAAAAGAGGAGGAAAAAGAACGCGACAGUUCCGCUGCUGAGGAUUUUUGUGGCGAUACGAAAGGCAAAGAUACCGACGAAAAUCUAGAUGCUGAGGCAGCAGCCAAGGACCAGGAGGUCGACAGUAGCAAAGUUGAUAUGGCUGCUGACAAGCUUGAUGAUGACAAAUUGCAUGUGGCAUGCGAGCGCGAGGAGCUGAGCGCAAACAAGAACCACGGUGGAUCUACCAAGAUGGAAGUCGAUGGCAAUCACGGUGCACCACGGCCUUCCUCCUCUGAGGACGAAGUUGCUAAGGCUCUGUCGAAGGAUAGCGAGGAAAAGAAGAAAAUGUUGAGUGAAAAAGAAGAUCUCGCCUCUGGCGAAUGUGUCGAUAAAAAAGACGAGGCCAAAAAGGACGACGAGGAUGAUGUAGUUGAGAAGAAGAACGAUAGUACUCGAGCAGCGCGCAGCGGCUCUAUGUCAGCGAAAGAAGGCCGCGACGCAGAAAAACCGAAAAAAGAAAACGGUGAAAAUGAUGUCAGUAAGACGCCCGUCGCGACGGAUCGCGACCACUUUCACGACCAGCUAGAUUUUGGGGAGGAGCACCAAAAUUCUAAUAACAUUGUCAAGGAACAGAGCGACGACGAGCACGCUUUACUCUCAGAUUUUGGAGGCGAAGGAAGCGACAAAAAUGAUGGCGGCGAGAAGAAGACCCGACGCCGCAACUCCGACCCGGAAGCGGAGGCUCGGAUGCGGCAAACCAGCCGCAACAACAGUUUGCGGAACAGUGGGGAUUUGGACGAUAUUCUGACCGACAGGAAGGACAAGUCUUCGAUCUUGGUGAAGCAGGAGCGACCGAAGCAAGAGGUGCAACGCCGGGAUCGCCGCCUGUUCGGCGCGUUACGGAGUCAUCUGGUCAGUGCGAAAAACGCGCAGGAGCUGAACCCGCAGGCGCUGGAAAAAACCCGGGAAAACGAGAAGAGAAUCAAUGAAAGGUAUGGGGUACUACGAUCCAUUAGCAAGCUAGGCAAUUGUGGUCUAAUAUGUUGUCUUGCCGAUUUCCUUUUUUGAAUUUGCGGGUUAAGCUUUCAUGAUCUAUUCCUUCGACUAUAAUACAUAGCAUUGCAUUGAGAACAAAAUUGAAUAAGGUCGUGUAUGUCUGUCAAUGUCUUUUUGAAAUGAACCUAACUACCCUUCUUCUAUCCCAGGAUCACUCGCAUGAAGCAGGAGGAGGAAGAGGCCCGGGAGAAGCUGCGCCAGAAGCAGAUUGAGGAGCGGAAGAAGGUGCGGCGCAAGCAGCGGCAGGAGCGCAAGAUGCAGGACGUGGUGGAUCUGAAGGAGCGGCUGGAAACGCACUACAGCCACAUGCGGAAUUUCUUGCGAACCACCACCGACGGUGGCCCGGUGGUGUUUUACCUUCCGAAAAAACACAACGCGGUCACGGAAAAACUGCUCAAGGAGUCUCGAACCGCGAUGGAUAGCAAGAUCGCGACCUUUUCCGACAUUGUCACCGACGCAAAAAAGUACGACAUUUCCGACGCGGACAACUUAUCCGACUCCUUUGAACCAGAAGAUGCGCUGUACAGCGAGGAGGACAGGUUCGGCAAGGAAAGAACCAAAAUGAGGCUGCAAAGCAAAGACCAGGAGGUAGUGCUGUUCUCUUACUGUUGGAUAAGUACCCUACAAACAUGUUGUGCCCGUGUGUACUUUGUUGAAAUUGAUGGUGAAAUGAAGAGCUGCGAUGAGCCGGUCAUCUGAUGAACGCGAGCACAAGUUAUACCUGAUGGAAAAUGUAAGGAUGGAGCGUCUGUCGUAUCUCUUUCUGUUGCAGCUCCGGAGAUCUUCUAAACUGCCAAAAAUGUUGCAAAAAACACAAACAGCUUGCCCUCCUUGGCCCGGAACUGCGGGGCCUCGGGCGAGGCGGGGCGAACAACAAUAAGGACCUCCGGGACCCGGCACGGCGAAACCAAAUACUACCGGAAAAGGGCGACACCCGAGCGAAUUUCCGUUCGGGCAACGUGGUAUUGCGGCAAAAGCGACGACUCUCCAGCGACAAAAGCGACGGCGGGGCGGCGGCCAAGCGGCCGGUGCUGACGCGAAACAACGGCACGAAGGGCCCUCCGGGGAAGGGGGCAGGAAAAAGGGGCCGGCGUUCGGUGACCCCGAGACGCGGCCGGUCUCGGUCCCUCCGCGGGAAGCGGAGAGGACGGUCCUUCAGCGGAAGCAAGCGGCGGCGGUCAUUCAGCCCGAGAAAAAGGUCCCUCACGCCCCGGAGAAAACGGUCUCUCACCCCCAGAAGAAAACGGUCUUUCACCCCCCGAAGGAAGCGCUCCCUCACUCCCAGAAGGAACCGGUCGCGGUCCGUCACCCCGCGACGGGGCCGUUCGCGCUCAGGAUCGAAUUUCCGCAAAAAGCAGCGGUCUCCGUCUCGGUCGAGGUCCUUUUCCCGAUCGAGAUCCCGCUCGCGGUCGCGGUCCCGUGGCGGAAGGCGGUCCUUCUCGCGCCGCCGAUCGUUCUCGCGUCGCAUAUGGCAUUCUCAAACGUUACAUUCUUAACUGUUACAGGAAUUUGUCAUGCAAGAACGGCGAAAGUGAAAGGGGGAAGAUUGCGCCUUGUACAUUACAGAUUUGGCACAGAUUUAGAGUCUUUUUAGCCCUUCGUAGAUUUGUCAUGCGCAGCAGCUUAAUCGUGGCGAUCUUGUUGGUGAAUUUGCAUGGCAAAUCAUGUAACAGUUGAGAAUGUAACGUUUGAGAGUCCCAUAUCGCAGGUCGCGCUCGAACAGCAGGCGCGGAGGUAGAAGGUGAGAAAAUGGAGUCACUCGACGGACUUGGUUUUGACUUCUGAAAGAUGAUGAAAAAGCAUGCUGUUCUUGCUCGUCAGUACCGACACCGUAGUGCAACUUUCCAAGCGGAAUGAUUGUUGUUUCACAGCUCAAGCGAUUGUACGGACGGUGUCGAGGAGUCAAAAAUCUCAAACAGAUGAACCAAGAUAGAAGUUUGUUGUAAGUUCUCCGCUCUACUUAAUGUAUUACACAUGAUCACUGCUAACGUGUAAAAAUUUCUACAAUCGAGGCACUGGCCCGAGCGCCAUUGAUUGCUUACAAU
This is a messenger RNA of Amoebophrya sp. A120, 3489 nucleotides long. Lineage: Eukaryota; Dinophyceae; Syndiniales; Amoebophryaceae. The record is from the annotation of a GenBank genome assembly.